AUGAAGACCACCCGGAAGAGCACCCCGAAGGUCCGCACGGGCUGCAUCACCUGCAAAGCCCGCCGGGUGAAAUGCGACGAAGCCAAACCGAACUGUCUCCGAUGCACCCGAGCGAAGCGCACCUGCGGGGGUUACCCUGUCCCGGUCCCCCCGACCGACACCACCGCCACCGUCGAGAAGAUUACCGCAUACAACAUCCCAUUCAAGGUCCCGGGCAGCCAGGUGGAUCGCCAAUUGCUCCACUUCUACUGUAUCCAGGCAGCAUCGGGUCUCUCCAGCUACUCUGAUCCCACCCUCUGGAACCGACUGAUCCUGCAGAGGUGUCAUCAUCAGCCGGUGAUUCGCUACGCCCUCGUCACCCUCAGCGCGCUGUACCAGGAUCACCUGACCACCAACCCGCCCGGGGCCGGGGGCGACCGGCCAGCCCCAUCGCUGCAGAGUCUGCGACUUAUCGCGAGAUCCCAUCGGCAGCUGAGGAUUCAUCUCUCCUCGCCCGACGCAUCCACCGAAGUGGCCUUGAUAUGCAGCAUCAUCUUCUACGCCUUUGAGGCUCUGUUGGGAAAUGCGGGACAGGCCAUCCAGCAUCUCGACCAGGGGUUGAUCCUGCUGCAAAGGUGUCAGGCUACGGCUCCUGUCCACUCCGCGACGGAUGACAUCCUGCCGCAUCUAACGGCGCUGUUCUCCAGCCUGGAUGUCCAGGCGAGCACGUACAACGAUGGCCGUCUUCCUGUGUUGAAGUUGCUCUCUCCCGCCGAAACGUCCGGUCUCGUCCCGGUUGUUCCAGACCACUUCGGCACACUGGUGGGUGCAGAAACGACCCUCAUCAAGCUGCAAAACUGGAUGCUGCGUCAUCUCGUGUCGUCACUUCAAUAUAAGCACGAAGCGAUGGAAAACAUCCCGGUGGAUAUUCUCCACGAGCGGCAUACCUUGCACGACCAAUUCACAAAGUAUAUCGAGGCCAUCAGCACCUCUAUAACCUGCGCCACCCAUUCGAGGAUCUCUGCUCGGCUGCUACUGCUUCGACUCCAGGCGCGAAUGUUUCGCACUAUACUGGCGGAGAAUAUUCCUCAUCUGAGCAUGGAGGAGAGUAAUCCCCUCCAGCAGUCGCUGAGGGAUCUGUCGACUCUUCUUACGUCGUCCCCUUCGCUCCAACCUGUCGUGGACGGGGCGAUCCCCGACAAGAGGUCAUUUACACUCAGCACUCACCUCAUCGCGGCCCUCUAUUUCAUCUGCAUGAAAAGCACCAAUCCCAGCACGGUGGACCUUGCUCUAUCCUUACUCCGCCAUGAACGGCUGCCGAGUCGGGAUGGGCUCUGGGACGCGGGGACGGUGGAAGCUGUAGUCCAGGGAAUCAGACAGGCCAGCACCACGAACGAGAGAACUGCCAGGGAGAAUCGAUUGGAGGAUGCUGGGGUAGGCUUCCUACAGGCAGCCGGGGAGGGAGGCGUGUAUGAGAUCCUGGAUGUGUUGCGACGAGAUGAGGGCGGAUGUAUCUCAUCCGUCCAUGAGUCACGAAUGGGAGAGAGCAGUUCUACAAUCCAACCACCAAGAAAAGCCACGAUAUCUCCAAGUCCUGCUACGGGGACUUUCAGAGGGGAAGGCACGUCCCUCGAGACGCUCUGUACCCCCACGCAUGCCGCAUCUGCCCUCCCUCUCGAGGUUGCCCAAGGGCUGGCGCUGGACUCCCAGUCCGUGACCGCGAACCUCGUGUAUAACCACUCGGUCUCCGGGCAGAUCAGUCAUGUACCCGGGCUCUCGUACAAUGAGAGUACCGCGGCCUUGGGAGACUGGUAUCGCCUGUUCCUGGUGCCCGGAGCCGCCCACUGCGAGCUGAACCCCUACGAGGCCAACGGACCCUACCCCCAAACGAACAUUGGGGUCAUGAUCGACUGGGUCGAGAACGGCAUCUUGCCCACGACCCUGAACGCGACGCAUCUGGCGGGGCCCCAGCUGGGUGCUAGUGCGCAGUUGUGUGCCUUCCCGCUGCGUCCGCUGCGGACGAACAACGGCACGAUCAUGGAGUGUGUCUACGAUCAGGCCUCGCUGGACACCUGGCAAUACGACUUUGACGCGUGGUCGCUGCCUCUGUACUGA
This is a messenger RNA of Aspergillus ibericus CBS 121593, 2094 nucleotides long. RefSeq lists its product as uncharacterized. Bases 1 to 2094 code for a protein of 697 amino acids. NCBI's taxonomy places the organism in Eukaryota, Fungi, Ascomycota, Eurotiomycetes, Eurotiales, Aspergillaceae. Gene Ontology annotation, biological process: regulation of DNA-templated transcription. Gene Ontology annotation, molecular function: DNA-binding transcription factor activity, RNA polymerase II-specific; zinc ion binding. The record is from RefSeq and is a predicted model, not a curated record. The transcript is spliced from 3 exons.